AUGGAUCAAGAGUUUUCGUCGAAGGAUCUUCGCAAUGUAGGAAAUUACCAGCUUGGCCGGCUGAUUGGGAAAGGGUCCUUUGGGAAGGUCUACCUGGCAACGCACAAACUCACGAAUGGCUCGAAGGUCGUAUUGAAAUCGUCGAACAAAGAAGAUGCAAACCUUGCCCGCGAAAUCCAUCAUCAUCGUCAAUUCCUACAUCCGCAUAUCGCUCGACUUUACGAGGUCAUUGUGACAGAGAAGCUGGCAUGGUUGGUAUUGGAGUACUGUCCAGGUGACGAAUUAUACAACUACCUGCUUAACCACGGCCCACUUCCUGUCGAGAAAGUUCAGAGGAUCUUUGCUCAGCUCGUUGGUGCUGUCUGCUACGUGCAUAGUAAGCAAUGUGUUCAUCGGGACCUCAAACUGGAGAACAUUCUGUUAGACAAACAUGAAAAUGUCAAGCUUUGCGACUUUGGUUUCACGAGAGAGUACGAGGGUAAAGCGAGUUAUCUUCAGACCUUCUGCGGUACAAUCUGCUACAGCGCGCCUGAGAUGCUGAAGGGCGAGAAGUAUGCUGGCGAGAAAGUCGACGUAUGGAGUUUGGGUAUCAUACUUUAUGCUCUCCUGGCCGGCGAACUGCCUUUCGAUGAGGACGACGACCAAGUCACGAAACAAAAGAUCCUUACGGAAGAACCCAGGUUCAACGACAAGUUUCCAGAUGAUGCGAAAGCGUUGAUCCUGAAGUUACUAUCCAAACGGCCUCUGCUACGCCCAUCUCUCUCAGAAAUACUUGCGGAUCCGUUCCUAGCUGAGUUCGCGCCUGAACAACAAGCCAUUCUGAAGAUACCCCGACCAUCUCCUUUUACGACUCCUAUUGAGAAAACUACCUUGCAACGUAUGAAAAGUGCCGGGGUGAAUAUCGAUCAGGUCAUUGAAAACGUCCUAGCCCAAAGAUGCGAUGCUCUGGCGGGUUGGUGGGCGCUCUUGAUUGAGAAAGAAGAACGCAAAGAAAAGAGAAGGGAGCAAAAGCGACGAGAAAGGGAAGCUGAAGCAAAGAACUUGCGACGGCUGAGCGCUGCCAGUAGCCGUCUGGAAAAGAUAUCCGCCGCUCUGGUCGAAGUGGAUGAGGAGGGACAUGCUGCAACAGACACCCUUCAUACGCGGGGGAGAAGAGACAGGCGAAGCUUCCCAUCAACGCAGCUCACUGUCCCUGAGCUUCCUGAAGUACCGAAGCUCCCAGAUCUUGCUACUCUUGCUGCUCUACAGUCCCCAGACUUGACCAAGCCUCCGCCACCUAUUGACAAAGACUCUAUCCGCUCCGUGAGUUCUUCAAGGCAGCGUCCCGUACCGCCGCCAAAAGAGGGAAGACGUUCGCGGCCGAGCGUACUCCAUGUUAGCACUUCCCAGCCAGAACUGACACAACAUAAUGGGAUAUUCAAGCGACGUCCUACCAGCUCUCGUCGUCAUAACCAUCCGAUUCUCACUCAGCUUGCAUCCCUUAAGCAUUGGUUUGUGGAGUCGGCAAAACGGGCUAGGUCCCCUCAUCCAAAGACACCGCGAAGCAGCAAGCUUGCCGACAAGACGAGUCCCGCCAAACCCCAGGAUUCGGGAAAGAAACAAGUCAUAACCACUCCGACGCUGGGUCAAUUCGACGAGCAACAGACCCCUACUCAAAAGAGAGCAUCUAAUGCUAGCAGCCUUGCUCCUAGCAAUGCAUCUUACGCUAAUAAUCGUAAUUCCUACCCUCGUGCUCAACGUGCCGUCAGCGCCGCGUCCCGCCACCGUAAUUCACUCUCGCCGUCUCCUCUGACCCCACGGGGCUCAUAUCGCCGUUCUUCUGCUGGCCUGCGCGGCCGCAAGUCGACAAGUUCAUCCAUUUCCUCUGUUCGCAGUCUCCACCAUGUUCACACGCAUUCAAAGGCUUCUUCGGCUUCCUCCAACAGCAUCGACACUGUGUCCACGCCCACCGCACCCAGGGUCUCAAAGUCUCCGCACGCCUCGAUCAAGGUCCUUCCUACAACGCCAAAUGCUGUGGCCCGAUUUCCCAGCAAUAUCCGCUUAGUACGGGGUCCGUAUAAUGGAGCACGAGAUGUGAACGACCAGUCUGGCGGUAUUCGCUCCGUGUUCAAUGAGGCCGCGCCAUCCUCUCUCGUGUCGUCUCCUUCAUCUGGUCUCGUCUUUGCCCGACGAAAACGGUCCGCAUUCAAGGGCCCCAUGAUCCAUACUGCUAACCUUUUCGCGUCCAGUGGGAUGGGUACCCCUGGCUUGCCUGCUGGCGAACAGAGCUCUGAGGGUGCCGGUAAUAGUCUGGGACGCCCCCGGGCCAGAAAGAGCCAGAUCAUUGAGGAAGAAGAAGACAUAGAGGAUGAAGAAAUAGAGGAAGUGGAUGCCUUCAGUCCUCUCCCGGAGCGAGAUACUAGCUUUGAUACAGCCAGAAGAAGCGAGGAAAUUAGCACCAGUCUCCAGGAGGGAAAGGGGAAAGAACCGGACGCUUCUCUCACUGCGGAGCAGGAAGCAAAGGACUCGAAGCCAGUGCUUGCACCGGCUCCUGACUUGGAUUCAAGCCCUGUUCGCCCUCCACGCACCUCUUCUCUAGGAGCUCCUAAAACGGCUGACCCCGAUACAGUCCCGCCCGCGGCGAGUCGACAAGGCACGCCCGCUGAAUCUGCGAGCGAAACUACCAAGCUUUCGUCGGAGGGCGCUUAGGGAGAAAUAAAUUUUGGGUGAACGAUGAAUACUGCCAACACUACCAACUGGAUUC
Molecule: messenger RNA, 2743 nt
Organism: Paecilomyces variotii
Lineage: Eukaryota; Fungi; Ascomycota; Eurotiomycetes; Eurotiales; Thermoascaceae
Product: serine/threonine protein kinase
Exons: 5
Coding region: 1-2688 (895 amino acids)
Biological process (GO): protein phosphorylation; intracellular signal transduction
Cellular component (GO): cytoplasm
Molecular function (GO): protein serine/threonine kinase activity; ATP binding
Source: RefSeq, a predicted model, not a curated record